UAUCUGAUGAAGAAUCGUCACUAGAUAGAAUUAAAUUGUUAUCAUGGAACAUCGAUGGUCUUUCUGAGGAUAGCAUCAAAGAACGAACAAGUGCUGUAAUCUCGAUUAUAAAUAGGGAAAGACCUGAUGUAGUAUUUCUACAAGAAGUCAUACUUGAUACGUUGGAGAUGCUGUCCAGAAAAUGUCUAGAGUAUACGUUUAUAGAAUCAGGUGUUGAAUGUUAUUUUACAGUCAUUAUGGUGAAGCAAAAUGUUGUACAGGUUACAGACUCAAAAAUCAUUCCUUUUACUAGCAGUAAACAGGAGAGAACGUUACAAAGAGUUGAGUGUACAAUAAAAGGUUUACCUUGCCUGUUGAUGGCAUCACAUUUGGAAAGUAUGAAAACCAACAGUGAUGAGAGGAAACAUCAGCUGAAAAGAGCUUUGCACCAUGUGAUAAAUGCUAGUCGUGACAGAACUGUGCUUUUUGGCGGAGACUUUAACGUUAGAGACAGAGAGAUACGUGAAAUCAAGGGACUUCCCAAAGGUGUCUUGGACAUUUGGAUAGAAACCGGAAGAAACAAAGAAACACAGUUUACGUGGGACACAUCUAUCAACACAAACCUGAAAUGGGUUGAACAUCAAGACUUCAAACCUAAAAUUAGAUUCGAUCGCAUAUAUAUGAGACAUCCAAAAACAGAACCAGUUAUAACUCCAGUGUCGUUUCAGCUGAUUGGUAAAGGAAAAAUUCCCACAUGUGGUUUAUUCCCUAGUGAUCACUGGGGUCUUCUUGUACAUUUUGACAUAAAAAUCAACACAACCUAGCUAUAAUGUUAGCACAUACAAUGUACAUAUUGACUGUGAACUUUUUUUUUAUAAACAAUCAGAUUUCUUAAUGUGUAGUAUAACUUAACUGCGUUAAGCAGUGACGCUUUUACAUUUUAGCGGUUUUUUUAUGCACGUCGAUCUACUUCUAGUUGUCAGUAAUACUGUAUCUGGUCAGUGAUUGGUUUUACGGUAAUUUCAAGAAGAUGAAAUAUAACUUCGCAUUGUAUGGAGCAGAAAAAGGAGAUGUCUAGGGGGUUGUAGCACUCUUUUCUUCGAGAAUUUGUUUUAUUAUAUACUCCGGUACAAAUUGCAGUAUAUAUAACUGAACUGCGUUAAGCAGUGGCGCAUGGAUAUUUCAGCGUUUUUAUCUUGUGUUCAUCUAUUUAAGAGAGAGAGAGAGAGAGAGAGAGAGAGAGAGAGAGAGAGAGAGAGAGA
This is a messenger RNA of Mytilus californianus (California mussel), 1241 nucleotides long. RefSeq names its product tyrosyl-DNA phosphodiesterase 2-like. The record is from RefSeq and is a predicted model, not a curated record. The transcript has 4 exons. Gene Ontology annotation, cellular component: PML body; cytoplasm. NCBI's taxonomy places the organism in Eukaryota, Metazoa, Mollusca, Bivalvia, Mytilida, Mytilidae. Gene Ontology annotation, biological process: double-strand break repair. Gene Ontology annotation, molecular function: 5'-tyrosyl-DNA phosphodiesterase activity; single-stranded DNA binding. The coding region runs from base 168 to 803 and encodes 211 amino acids.